CGGAUCGCGUCCUGAGCCGGGCAGUGGCAGCGGCGCCCGCAGUGGCAGUGGAACCGCUGCAGCUUGUGUGAGCCAUGCCGGCGGCGCGCGUGGAGUACAUCGCGCCCUGGUGGGUCGUGUGGCUGCACAAUGUACCGCACUUCGGCCUGCGUCUACAGCGAGUAGACAGCACCUUCAGCCCCGGCGACGAAACUUACCAAGAGUCGCUGCUCUUCCUGGGGGUGUUGGCUGCCAUUGGCCUGGGCCUGAACCUCAUCUUCCUCGCUGUUUACCUGGUGUGCACAUGCUGCUGUCGGCGGGACCACUCGAUGCAGACCAAGCAGCCCGACUCAUGCUGUGUGACCUGGACUGCGGUGGUGGCUGGGCUCCUCUGCUGUGCUGCAGUGGGCGUUGGUUUCUAUGGAAACAGCGAGACCAACGAUGGGGUGCACCAGCUGAUCUACUCCCUGGACAACUCGAACCACACCUUCUCUGGAAUGGAUGAGCUGGUGUCUGGAAACACCCAGAAGAUGAAGGUAGACCUAGAACAGCACCUGGCCCGGCUCAGCGAGAUCUUUGCCGCUCGGGGUGACUACAUCCAGACCCUGAAGUUUAUGCAACAGAUGGCAGGCAAUAUUGUCAACCAGCUCUCGGGGCUGCCCGUGUGGAGGGGGGUCACCACACAGCUGACUGAACUGUCCCACCGGACUGCCUAUGUGGAAUACUACAGGUGGCUGUCCUACCUCCUGCUUUUCAUCCUGGACCUGGUCAUCUGCCUUGUCACCUGCCUGGGACUGGCCAGGCGCUCCAAGUGUCUCCUAGCCUCCAUGCUGUGCUGCGGAAUCCUGACCCUGCUCCUCAGCUGGGCUUCCCUGGCUGCUGAUUCUGCUGCAGCAGUGGGCACCAGUGACUUCUGCAUGGCUCCUGACAUCUACAUCCUGAACAACACACAGAACCAGAUCAGCUCAGAGGUGACCCGGUACUACCUGCAUUGCAGUCAGAGCCUAAUCAGCCCCUUCCAGCAGUCACUGACCAUCUUCCAGCGCUCACUGACCACCAUGCAGAUCCAAAUUGUGGGCCUGCUGCAGUUUGCCGUGCCCCUCUUCCCUACAGCAGAGAAAGACCUUCUUGGCAUCCAGAUUCUGCUAAACAACUCUGAGACUAGCCUGCACCAGUUGACCGCCAUGUUGGAUUGCCGGGGGCUGCACAAGGACUACCUGGAUGCCCUCACUGGCAUCUGCUAUGAUGGCAUUGAGGGCCUGCUCUUCCUUGCUCUCUUCUCCCUCUUGGCUGCCCUGGCUUUCUCCACCCUGAUCUGUGCCGGACCUCGUGCCUGGAAACACUUCAUUAACAGGGACAGAGACUAUGAUGACAUUGACGAAGAUGACCCUUUCAACCCCCAAGCUCGGCGCAUCGCAGCCCAUAACCCCGCAAGGGGGCAACUGCACAGUUUCUGCAGCUACAGCAGCGGCCUUGGCAGCCAGUGCAGCCUUCAACCUCCCACCCAGACCAUCUCCAACGCCCCUGUCUCUGAGUACAUGAACCAGGCCAUACUCUUUGGCGGGAACCCACGUUACGAGAACGUGCCACUCAUCGGGAGAGGUUCCCCUCCGCCCACAUACUCUCCCAGCAUGAGGGCCACCUACAUGUCGGUGGCAGAUGAACACCUGAGACACUACGAGUUUCCGUCCUAGGAACAUCCAGGGUGCCUGCCUCUCCUGCCAGCUUGGUUUUCAGCGGAUGCAGAACCCAGCUGUGUUUCUGGAAUUGAAACCGAAGGUUUGGACAUGAAACAGUCUCCUGUGGCUGCAGAGACACAGCUGGAACUUCUGACCAAAGCCACAGGUGGCUACAAGGCCUGUGAGUGGACCAGCCUCUCCGGCCUUAACUCCCCAGGACUUGGCUGUUCUCUCUGAGGCAGCAGCCCCGUUCAGCCCACCUUAAUCCCACCCUCAGCAGAUGAGAAAUGGCAGUGAGGAGGGAACCACCAGCCUGAGAGCCCUUUUCUCUCAAGGGCCUGCCACCAGGCCCCUGCCUCUUGUUAGCGUGGCCCUAAGUCCAGGCCAUUCCUUCCAGUUACCCUGUCCUAGAUUUCUAGGCAGGUGGCAAUUGGAUGUGUGUCAGGAGAACACCUGGUCCAGAAUCCACAUUCUGUGACCACAGGGACUCUGCCUAGACCCCAGAAGGACAGCAUCAAGAGAACUCCGCAGAGCAGAUUGAUGGCUUCAAGCUGAGCACUGCAGCCUGGCAGCCAUGGCCAGACAUAUGGGAGAAAGCCCUCCGAGCUCUCUAACCUCCACCAGCUACCCCCAUUCUGGAACCAGGUGCCAGCUGCGGGUGGGAACAGUCUCAGGUAUGAACAGAUGCUUUGAAAGCAACUCAACUCCUGUUCCCAGUGUUUUAAAACAUGGUGAUGAUCCAAAGACUCAAGCCUCCCUCACAGGCACGGCCAGUUCUUGCAAUAGACUCAGGCUCGGGUUUUACACCUGGUGCUCUGCUGUAGCGCUCACACAAGCCAUCUCACAGAUCUGGAGGAGAAGCUGAGGAGUGGGUUGUGGGAUUUUUGGAUUUUGUUUUGCUGCGGUCUCAUUAUAUACCCUGACAGGCCCUGGCCUAGAACUCACAGAGAUCUGUGUGCCUCUGCCUCCAAAGUACUGGGUUUAAAGGUAUGUGCUACCACACCACACCAGGCCGGGAGCAGGUUUGUCUUGAUUUCUUGAGACAGGGUUUCUCUGUGUAGACCUGCCUGGCUUGUCCUGGAACUCAUUCUGUAGACCAGAUAGACUAACCUCAAAUUCAGAGAUCCAUUCACCCACCUCUCCCUUGUGAGUGCCGGGAUUGAAGGCGUGCACCAUGAUGCCACAUCCUGGUUUUUUGUUUUUUGGUUUUUUAAUAAAAUAAAACAUUGGUGAGACAUUCUACCCCACAUGGCUAGAGGAGGCUAUCUGGACCUUGUAAAGGGAAAGACAUGAUAACUAAGAAGGCUGAGGGAAUUUCUCUAUUCUGAGGAACAGUUAUUUCUGGCUAGGAGAAAAUAAUGACCCCUGGCCAGCCUGCCGGGGGACCAGGUUAGGGGUCUUUGGUGCUUCCAACCUCCAGCCAACCCAGAGUACACUACACACUGAAGCCCCGUGGCCUUGUACAGCUAAGCAAGGCCCGGCUGAUGGUGUGGGACAGGGCUGUUUCAAUUUCAGAAGAGCCACGUCAUCAUAAUGGCAGCUUCCAGACAAGCCACCGGUGUCACUGUGUCUCAUAUUAACCUGCGCAUACUGUGAGCUACCUUUGUAUGCCCAUGCCCUGUGCAGACUGGGAACUUCGGCCUCAGGCCUUGCUUCUGAUAUUUCCUCUGCAGCAGUGGAAGGACUUCUUAAUGCAUGUACAUUAAACUAAAACUCCUCCAGGUUCUACGAGUGUCAGGUGGGCAAACCUCUGCUUGAUAUAUGUUCGCCCUCACCUGAGCCAAGAAAUAAACCACGUCUCUUAAUGUGC
Molecule: messenger RNA, 3468 nt
Organism: Grammomys surdaster
Lineage: Eukaryota; Metazoa; Chordata; Mammalia; Rodentia; Muridae
Gene: Ttyh2
Product: tweety family member 2
Exons: 14
Coding region: 75-1673 (532 amino acids)
Cellular component (GO): plasma membrane
Molecular function (GO): volume-sensitive chloride channel activity; intracellularly calcium-gated chloride channel activity
Source: RefSeq, a predicted model, not a curated record